AUGGCGCCUUCGGCGACAGCAGCUCAAACGCUCUCGAGCAAAGUCAAGCGCCCCAUGCCCCCCGGAAUCCAAACAAAUGGCAUAAAUUCCUCGACCUCCACCCCUUCGCCGUCCCUCUCAGCAAGCAGACUUCCCUCCGGAUCAAAAUACCCUCCCAAUUCUGCUACAAGCAAUGGAGUUGGGAACAGCAACGCGGGCGCGCGAUCUGCCAAUCGAACGAGACGGGAUGCUCCAGGACAAUUACUGGGCAGAGGACAGAGAAACAGCAGCGUGGGUCUUAGAUCUGCCAGUUUGGGUGGAGAGCUGGCUGUUUCUCAAGUCGCCGAGCCUCAACCGUACAUCAAGAGUGAUGAAUACAUCCUCAAGAGAUAUAGAGGCUCCCCCCCAUCUCUGAUUGUUCACCUACAUGCAACCCACUUUCGUUUCGACCAGCAGGAGGGCAGUUUCUCAUACAAGUCUCCUAUGCGAACUUUGAUCGAACACAUGAGGCUACGAACUAUACCUCAUGACCUAAUGGAAUUCUUUACUGUAUCAAACAUUCCGUUCUACGAAGGAUGCAUGAUCGUUCAGGUAUACGACCAUAAAUCUACUACCUCGCCACAGGAUUCGAAUCGAGUAAAUACCGGGACACAAAAGGCUGUGCCUUUUUCUGUUCAUAACUACAAUCAGCAUCUUACGCCUUCCCCAUAUGUGCCUUUCCCCAAGGAGAAUCUCCAGGAUUUAAAGGGCAAUGGGAGCUCUAAGAGUUCCGAGCAAAAAGACAAGGAGAACAUGCCUGCCCCGGCAGCUCCUGCUGACGGCCAACGAAGCAAUUCUGGAAAUCUACCAAAGAAACCCAAAGUUUCUACGAUUGUUCUUCACCCAACUCCUAUCAGUAACUAUGCUGAUAUGGCCAUCAAAGCCUCCGAGGCUCGACCCGGUACCGCAGAUGGCCGAGUCGAGCCUCGUCAAGAGACCAAUGGAUCACUGUCUGCGACUGUGCCAUUAACUCCAAGCACAACUGCUUCACCCACGCUACAAACAAGCAUGGCCCCACCAGCAAAAAGACAGAAGAGGUCAAAAACGGAACUCGAUGCCAGCAAUGUGCAUGCUGUAGAGUCACAGAUAACAUUAGCUAUUACUGCACCAUUAGUACUCGACCCAGUAAGCAGUGCUGCGGAAUCUGCUAUGCUUUUGGAAUCUCUUGCUCAUCCGAUGCACUCGGAGAAACCUCCAUCUCCAAAGACUCGAAAGCGAACUGUUGCUGAGAUGGCGGCAGAUGAGGCGUUGGCGGUAUCACAGGAACGAUACAUGCUAUGUCUGGACGAGAGACUUUCUUCGAGCACGACAGGUGCUCAAGGCGGAGCCAAUCCGGCAGAUGGUGAUGGGCAAGCUGGAGGUGCUUCUUUCGAGCCACGAUUUGAAAGAUUCAAGACGCUCGAAAACAUCAGAAUCCAACACGAAGAGAAUAAAAAGGCGGAGAAAGCGAGACAGGCGGAGAUAGACAGAAAGAAUAUGCAAGACCGCGAGAGAGAGAGGCUCCGGCAAGAAUCCGAGAAGCGAGAUGCGGAGAGGAUGCGCCAGCAGGCAAUCCAACAAGAAGCGACUCGACGACAGCAAGAAGCUCACCGGCGAGUAUUGUCUGCGGCUGCGGCUGGACAACAGCCGCAACCAAACUUACCAGGAGCCCAAUCCCAGGCUCAAGGUCAACAUGCUCAUGCUCAUCCACAACAGAACAAUAUCAUCGCGAACGGAAUUCAAGGCCAGCCUCAGCGAUUCCACCAGCAAGUGUCUCAAGGUCAGAUGUCUUCCCCAAUUGUUCGAAAUGGCACUCCACAGAGCCAUUCUUCUCCCAUUGUGAACAAUGGUAUGGGAAAUAUCCAGAUGCAACAUUCCACAUCGAGUAUGGGUGGUAGCCCUCCACGUCCAGGAUCCGCUGUUCAUCAGAAUCAUCCUCAGAUGGGAGGCCCGACGGCUCAUAAUAUGACCACACAGAGAAGUCAACAGAGCCAUGCUGGCACGCCCCGCAUGCCGAGUGCCACACCAAAUCUCCAGUCUACACCACUGAAUAGACAAAUGAGCCAGACCCCCAGGAUGAGCCAAGUCAGCCCGCUCCAGGGACCAAUGGGGCAAGUCCCUCACGUGCCGCAGAUGAUGGUGAAUAACGGCCAGCAAAUGAAUAUGACCCCGGCUCAACAGCAGCAAUUUCAGCAGCAGCAGCAGCAAGCGAUCAUUCAACAACGCCUUCGUCAACAGCAAGCUGCACAGGCUAUUGGUAGUAUGAAUGGCCAGCCAAUGAGUCAACAGCAAAUGAUGCACGCACAACAGAUCUUGCAGCAUCAAGCAAACCAGAUGAACAAUACCCAGCUUGCCCAAAACUACCAGGCGCAAAUUGCUGCGAUGCAGCGGGCGGGAGGCAUGCCGCCGAACAUGAAUUUCAACAAUAGUCCAGGAAUGCAAAACAUGCAGCAGAUGCACCAGAUGCAACAACUUCAGCAGAUGCAACGCAUGCAACAACUUCAACAGCAACAGCAGCAACAUAAUGCCCAGGUGGCUCAAGGGGCAGGGCAGCAGUAUCCACAACAGAUGAACCCACAAGCGCAGCAGCAAUUGAUGGUGCGGAAGGCGGUUCAGAGCAGAGCACAACAAAUCUAUCAGCAACAAAUCCCCCAACUCCACGCUCAAUACCCUAGUGGGAUACCCGAAGACGUUCAUAUGGAUUUCAGACGUCGAUGUCAACAAACUGCUACAGCACAAGUGCAGCAGAUGAGCGUCUCGAGAAUGCAGCAGCAGCAACAGAUGAUGGCGGCUCAACACGGCGGGAUGCCAAAUGGUAUGGGAAUGCAGAGACCGCAGUGA
Amorphotheca resinae ATCC 22711 is the source of this 2838-nucleotide messenger RNA. RefSeq lists its product as hypothetical. Gene Ontology annotation, cellular component: SAGA complex. Gene Ontology annotation, molecular function: transcription coregulator activity. Lineage: Eukaryota; Fungi; Ascomycota; Leotiomycetes; Helotiales; Amorphothecaceae. The transcript has 2 exons. The record is from RefSeq and is a predicted model, not a curated record. Gene Ontology annotation, biological process: regulation of transcription by RNA polymerase II. The coding region runs from base 1 to 2838 and encodes 945 amino acids.